AUGAGGAUACCCUUUUGGGCCUGUUUAUUCCUGUUGUGCUCCAUAUUUCCCAUUGAAAUCUUUGCACACAUCAAACGAGCUCCACCUUUUGAAGACGACACAGUAGCCACUCCGCCAGUGUCUCUGGGCAACUACACGCAAUCCCAUGAGGACAUUGAAAAAUCCACUUAUACCUGUACUCCCAUCGGCGAAUGUGAUGUGUGCACACCCAUCGAAAAAAAAACCGUUCCUUAUUGCAUGGAAUAUGGAAACAAAGAACCAGUACGAUGUGAAUGGGACGAUCCUACGUUAAACGAUAAAGAGCAUCAGCCAGAGGACUUUGACUCUGACGCCAUUCUGCUACCGUCAUUCCAAGGUUGCCGCCGUGUCAAGCGCCUUGAACGGUGGCGAUUUAUACGGUUCGAGACUAUCAAUGUUACCAUUGCUAUCUUGUCUCUGUUAAUCCUGGUAUGGCGUCAAAGAAAGAUAGCAGGUGAACAAUAUGAACGACUGGCGCAGCGAAUCGGUGUCUAG
Messenger RNA from Radiomyces spectabilis, 513 nucleotides. RefSeq lists its product as uncharacterized. Gene Ontology annotation, cellular component: membrane. The coding region runs from base 1 to 513 and encodes 170 amino acids. The transcript is spliced from 4 exons. NCBI's taxonomy places the organism in Eukaryota, Fungi, Mucoromycota, Mucoromycetes, Mucorales, Radiomycetaceae. The record is from RefSeq and is a predicted model, not a curated record.